This is a messenger RNA of Hippocampus comes (tiger tail seahorse), 1741 nucleotides long. Its product is annotated as alpha-2,8-sialyltransferase 8E-like. The record is from RefSeq and is a predicted model, not a curated record. The coding region runs from base 221 to 1741 and encodes 506 amino acids. NCBI's taxonomy places the organism in Eukaryota, Metazoa, Chordata, Actinopteri, Syngnathiformes, Syngnathidae. Gene Ontology annotation, molecular function: alpha-N-acetylneuraminate alpha-2,8-sialyltransferase activity. The transcript has 6 exons. Gene Ontology annotation, biological process: N-glycan processing; oligosaccharide metabolic process.
GUUUUUUUUUUUUUUUUCUGUUCAAGAGGUGGAGAUCUUGAGAAGCGGCAGCUUUUUCGCUUUGGGCACGGCACUGAAGAUUGAUAUGUAUAAAAAGAGAUAUUUUCCCGGGCGAGAAAUACAUCACAAGAGGGAAUUUGCAUGAAGGGUUAAAUUGUUUUCGGGGUGGGAGUAAAGUUCGGAGGUGAGAGAGAGGCCGAAGUAGGAAAUAUGACAGCACAUGGACGUUGGCCCAGAGGUGCUGCGCUCGGCGAUGCGUUCACCAGCUGAAACGGGAGGAAGACCGCAAGCCAGCAUGGCUUCGGGCAUGUCCUUUAUGAUUGCUCUGCUCUGCUUUGGCAGCCUGCUGUCCACCGUCACCUGGUACAUGAUUGACGAUGAGAGUGCCGUGGGUUCCUACAAACCGCCCCCUCAAAAGAAAACUCCCCCUGAGCCCGCUGCCUUUUGUAAAGGCUGUAGGGAAGUGAUUGACAACGUGUUGAAGCGCUACUCUGAAAACUGGAAGAAAAACGUGUCGAACCACCGAGCAUUUACGUCCAAUCUGAGCAGCUCGUGUCGAGGCUUCGAGAGGGCCAUCAUUACGCAGGCCAACACGCCCGUGGGAACCAAGAUUCAAUACGAUGGCGAAAAGCGCAGGAUCCUACAGGUGACGCCGGACAUGUUUAAAACCUUCAUCAAGGAGCAUCCGUUCGGCAACAGGUCGUUCGACACGUGCGCCGUGGUUGGCAACGGAGGCAUCCUGAUGGACAGCGGCUGCGGGAAAACCAUCGACUCUGCUCAGUACGUGAUAAGGUGCAAUCUACCGCCUUUGGGCGAUGAGUACAGCAAACACGUAGGCGUCAGGACGGACCUCGUCACGUCCAACCCCAGCAUCCUCAAAGAAAAGUACAACUCUCUGAUAGGACGACGGCGGAGUUUUGCGGAGAGACUCCAGCACUACGGGAAGGCUCUGAUCCUCCUUCCCGCCUUCUCCUUCGGCUUCAACACGCCGCUGUCAAUGCGGGCGGCCUACACCAUGGAAGACUUCGCCAGUCCCACUCAGCCAGUCUUCACCAACCCGGACUACUUGCGCAACCUCUCCCGUUUCUGGAACAUCAGAGGCCUCAAGUCCCGCCGGCUCAGCACGGGCAUCAUGAUGGCCAGCUUGGCUCUGGAGAUGUGCUCCAACGUGCACCUGUACGGCUUCUGGCCCUUCAGCCACCACCCGCACGGACUCUACGCGCUGACCAAUCAUUACUACGAUGACAGGAAGGUCAACAUCAGGUUUCAGAUAGGACGACGGCGGAGUUUUGCGGAGAGACUCCAGCACUACGGGAAGGCUCUGAUCCUCCUUCCCGCCUUCUCCUUCGGCUUCAACACGCCGCUGUCAAUGCGGGCGGCCUACACCAUGGAAGACUUCGCCAGUCCCACUCAGCCAGUCUUCACCAACCCGGACUACUUGCGCAACCUCUCCCGUUUCUGGAACAUCAGAGGCCUCAAGUCCCGCCGGCUCAGCACGGGCAUCAUGAUGGCCAGCUUGGCUCUGGAGAUGUGCUCCAACGUGCACCUGUACGGCUUCUGGCCCUUCAGCCACCACCCGCACGGACUCUACGCGCUGACCAAUCAUUACUACGAUGACAGGAAGGUCAACAUCAGGUUUCACACCAUCCCCGUGGAGUUUGACCUGCUGCUCAAACUGCACAGCCAGGGCGUGCUCAGGCUUCACCUCGGAUUGCCCAGAGGUUUGCACUGGAGAAAAUAA